AUGGACCAGUUGGCGGACUUCAUGGGACAUGACAUUCGUGUGCACAGACAGUUUUACAGGUUGCCUGAGGGGACGCUGCAGCUAGCCAAAAUCAGCAAGGUGCUGUUAGCCCUUGAACAGGGAAGAGCUGCGGAAUUCAAGGGUAAAAACAUUGAAGAGAUCAACAUUGAGCCUUAUGAGAAGCUGAAUUUAGUCAGUAACAUGUCUGAAAGUGAAGAUGAAGAGAGUGACAGCGAGAUGCCACAGCCAAAGAACACCAGGCGACCCCAGCGUCCUUCAACAUCUACAGACGAAUGUUUGGUUGACAGCGAGUCUGCAAUGCCACAGCCAAAGAAGCGACGACUAUCCCCUUCAACAUCAACGUCUACAGAGGAACUUCCCAUUAGCGGGAGGUCUACAAAGGGCAGAAGGAAGAAAGGAGGAAAGAUGCCUUCAAAGUCAGGUGGGUCAAAAUCCUCAAAAAGGGAGUGGACAGAAGAGGUGAAGGCAGUUGAGGACAGAUGCCUAUCCACUUCAAUAUCUUCAAUCUCUACAGGUGUGUCAAAACCCCCCAAAAGAAAGUGGACAGAAGAAGAGGUGAAGGCAGUUGGGAACAAACUGAUGGAUUGCAUCACAUCUGGCAGGGUACCAGGGAAAUUGCAAUGUGAAGACUGCAUCAGGUCAGCUCCUUCAGUUCUUAAGCAUAGAACCUGGGAAGCGGUGAAGUUUUACAUCAAAAACCGAAUAACGGCAUACCAGAGGGAAUGUGGUAAAAGAAAGUGAAAAAGCCGGCUCGGAUCAGUAUUAUAACUUUUCAGUUUUAGUCACAUCUGUUUUUUAACAGACUUGGUUUCUGUUUAGAAGUGUUGUCACAUUUCUAAUUCUGUUUUUUUUUUUUUUUUAAUACAUAAUUUCUUUCCCACACAUAAUGGCACCAGAUAGUAGUUCAGUUUAGCUCUACCUUACCGAUGUGCCUGGACCUUCCCAAA
This is a messenger RNA of Sardina pilchardus (European sardine), 968 nucleotides long. RefSeq lists its product as uncharacterized. The coding region runs from base 1 to 762 and encodes 253 amino acids. The transcript is spliced from 6 exons. Lineage: Eukaryota; Metazoa; Chordata; Actinopteri; Clupeiformes; Clupeidae. The record is from RefSeq and is a predicted model, not a curated record.